CUCCCUUCCUUCUCUCCUGAAGGCGAGAAUGGCAGGGCCGGGCGAGGACCCAGGACAGCCGUGGCCCUAGCUCUGCACCCCACCCCCCACCCCCUCUGGGAGAGGCAGCAGGCUGCUCGCGGACGAUGUGGCCACGGCUGCUCCCCAGUACGUCUUCGGCGCGGGUCCCGGCUACCGCCCCUCUUCUCGGCUGGAUCCAUCCCACCCAAAGGAGUUGAUGCUGUCGUCGCCGCCGCCGCUGCUGAAGCCGCGGCUCAUGGAUGCCGGGGAGUGCCGCAUUGCUUAGCGUCCCCGCCUCCGGGUUUGCUGACGCUCUCUCCCAGCCUGGAGCUCAGCGCUGAAGAGCCACCUUAUUAUUAAUCAGAAUUCCCAUCAUUAUCCCUGGCAGGAGCAUCCUUCGGUGGAGACCGCAGAAGCAGCACAGUGCUGGGGCUGAGAUGUGCGUGGGGUUGUUUUCGUUACGUCUUGGGAGAGAAGAGGACAGUACCAAGAUAAGCGCCACCGGUGCUGGGUGCGAUUAGGGGUGUUUUGUUAGGAGAGCGAAAGGACAAGAAGAGGAGUGCUGGGACCACCAGACGUCCACAUCUCUUUAAAGGAAAGGGAAGAGAGAGCCGAAGUGGGGUGUUGUUUUUAGGGGGCGGGGAAAGAAGUUUAUAUCCUUCAUAGAAAAGCUGUGGGAAUGCAGGUGCAACAGGGUACUUGAUUGGACACCGAAACAAAUCAUUUCCUGUAAAGAAGAGGAAGCAGGCAGCAUCGAGGUCUGGAAGCCAGAGAGUGGUGGUGGCAAGGGCCAGGUUGGUUGUGGGACAGUCAGCAAGAGGAAGGGAAGGCUCAGGAACAAACAGAACAAUGACUCAUUUACAAGCUGGGCUCUCUCCUGAGACCCUGGAGAAAGCUCGCCUGGAGCUCAACGAGAACCCAGACACACUGCACCAGGACAUCCAGGAGGUGAGGGAUAUGGUCAUCACAAGGCCGGACAUUGGUUUUCUGCGCACGGAUGAUGCCUUCAUUUUACGCUUCUUGCGGGCCAGGAAGUUUCAUCACUUUGAGGCCUUCCGCCUCUUGGCCCAAUACUUUGAGUACCGGCAGCAGAACCUGGACAUGUUCAAAAGCUUCAAGGCCACUGACCCUGGCAUCAAACAGGCACUGAAGGAUGGCUUCCCUGGGGGCCUGGCCAAUCUGGACCACUAUGGCAGGAAGAUUCUGGUCCUUUUCGCUGCCAACUGGGACCAGAGCAGGUACACACUGGUGGAUAUUUUGCGUGCCAUCUUACUGUCUUUAGAAGCCAUGAUUGAAGAUCCUGAGCUUCAGGUGAAUGGGUUUGUUUUGAUCAUAGACUGGAGUAACUUCACCUUCAAGCAAGCCUCUAAACUUACACCCAGCAUGCUGCGAUUGGCUAUUGAAGGCCUUCAGGACAGUUUCCCGGCACGAUUUGGAGGAAUUCAUUUUGUCAACCAACCGUGGUAUAUCCAUGCCCUGUAUACUGUGAUCCGGCCUUUCCUGAAGGAGAAGACUCGGAAAAGGAUAUUUUUGCAUGGUAACAACCUGAACAGUCUACACCAACUAAUUCAUCCUGAGAUCCUACCUUCUGAGUUUGGAGGAAUGCUGCCCCCUUAUGACAUGGGAACAUGGGCAAGGACACUGCUAGACCACGAGUACGACGAUGACAGUGAAUACAAUGUGGACUCCUACAGCAUGCCCGUGAAAGAAGUAGAAAAAGAACUUUCCCCCAAGUCCAUGAAGAGAUCCCAAUCAGUAGUGGACCCUACAGUAUUAAAACGCAUGGAUAAAAACGAGGAAGAAAACAUGCAGCCUUUGCUCUCUCUGGACUGACUGAUAACUUCUCUGCACUCCCUAUUGAUUAGAAAUGGAAGGUACUUUUUUCUUUUUUCAGCAACAGGGACAGCACUGUGGAGGAAUUACCAGCUGGAAACUUAUUUAUUCUUGUUAAUGUUGCAUAAUAUAUAAUAAGGCAUCAGGCUUUCCCAUUUGCCUGAACCAUGGGUGCCCUGGCCUGGAUUAAAAAAAAAAAAAAGUCAAUAAUUUAUUCUGUAAGUGCCAAGUUCUUUGUAAAUACCAAUGUAAUCUUUAUGUCAAGUUUGUAAAUUUUGGUAAUAACUAAAAUUGUAAAAGUUUGGUUCAUGAGUUCAUGCCAGUGAUGUGAACUAGAACAAAAAAAAACAGAAAAGACACAUAAACAAUCAAAGCUAAUUAAAUGGAGCCCUGUUUCCUAUGAAGCCAUAUUUCAGCUCUCAUAGUGAUUGUUUCAUUGUUUUUCUCUGAAACCCUGUAAUACUCAAAUGUACUUUUAAUGGGCACAGAGAACUAGGAAAUUCUAGGAAAUUAUUAUGAUAAAUGUAUUUCCUGUCUACUGAUUUACAUUUCGCAGAAAAUGUGAUAUCAUGGCCUUGCAUUUCAGAGACAAAGAAUGGCAGAUGAUCUGGUAAACUGAACACAUGAACUCUUCUAUGUUGUUUAAUUCCUGGAGUCUUGAGAAAAGAUAUGUUUCGCAGAUCAAGA
Molecule: messenger RNA, 2520 nt
Organism: Pteropus alecto (black flying fox)
Lineage: Eukaryota; Metazoa; Chordata; Mammalia; Chiroptera; Pteropodidae
Gene: CLVS2
Product: clavesin 2
Exons: 6
Coding region: 850-1833 (327 amino acids)
Cellular component (GO): membrane
Molecular function (GO): phosphatidylinositol bisphosphate binding
Source: RefSeq, a predicted model, not a curated record